ACUGCCUACGCUUCCUGCAGCAUAGGCACCAACCCCGAGAAGAGCCUCCCGGAUCGGCUCGAGGCCAUCUCCAACGCAGCAUUCCAGGCCAUUGAGCUGUCCAUGCCCGAUCUCGUAUCCUUUGCAAACGAGCACUUCAAGACGAAAGACAUCGAUGACCACGCUUUCGACAAGCUUGAACAAGCAGCCCAGGCGCUCAAGAAGAUUCUUGACCAGAAUAAGUUGACAGUCUUCAUGAUGCAGCCAUUCGCAAACUAUGAAGGUUGGGAGCACGGUUCUGCAGAGUACAAAGAUGCUUGGGAGCGAGUCGAAGGCUGGACGAAGAUUAUGAAGGCCGUAGACUGCGAUAUGCUGCAGGUGGGGUCGAGCGAUAGCCCUGAGGAGAAGAUUGGCAAGGACAGGCAGAGAUUCGUCACAGAUUUGCAGCAUCUUGCGGACCAUCUGGGCAAGAAGGGACAGAGGAUCGCAUAUGAGAACUGGUGUUGGAGUACGCACGCCCCUAAUUGGGAGGAUGUGUGGGAUAUCUGUCGUCAGGUGGAUCGAGAGAACUUUGGGCUAUGCUUGGACACGUUUCAGAGUGCCGGGGGAGAAUGGGGAGAUCCCACGACCAAAAGCGGACUCAUCGAAGAUGGUCGUACACCCGACCAAGUAGAGGCGGACUGGAAGAAGAGCUGCGAUAAACUAACAAAGACCAUCCCCAAGGAGAAGAUCUAUCUGCUACAAAUUAGCGAUGCGUAUAAGAUGGAAGACCCCAUGGAGAAGAAGGACAUCGAUGGACUCAGAGCACGAGGACGCUGGAGCCAUGACUUCAGGCCCCUGCCAUUCCAGGGAUACUUGCCUACAGUAGAUUUUGCACGGGCGGUAUUGCAGACGGGAUUUCGAGGCUGGUUCUCGUAUGAAAUCUUCGAUGGAGGGAAGAAUGGAAAAUGGGAGAACAAAUAUGAGCUGGGGCCGUUUGCCAGAAAGGCAAUGGAUACGCAGAAAAAACUGCUCCAAGCAGUGGUGAAAGAUGCAUAGGUGCACUACCACCUGCCGGCACCUACAGGACAGUAUACAGUGAAGGAUGCUGUCAAAUUUUCAUUCACGGCCGAUGGGAGCAGACAUAAGUGUCCACGAUAUUCAUUUCAUGACUCUCCGAAUUUACAAGACCUUACUGUCUACUAUCAAAUCACGAUGACUCCGGAGCAACGAGCUGCUUUCGAAGGCACGCGCGGCGGGGACCUCGUUCUGAUCACGACUCCAGAGGGCUCGACCACACCAGCCUACGGAAAUGCUCGUCUUCUUCUCGUUGAAUCCGUGCGUACAGUGGGCAUGAGGACGCGACGUACCGUAUAUGUACGCGGAUCAGGGAGCAUCGGCUCGCAAGACUGGAUCACAUAUCAGCGAAGUCCAGCACUGUUCUGGCGCAAUUUCCAAAUGGGCCAGCCAGUCACUGCUAUUGACCUGUUGCUCUCCGACGAAGACCAAGUGCUGUCACGACCAACCUUUGACGACCUCUACCACCCCUUCUUCGGCGGAGACUGCCCCUUUGUCUACUGUCACGAUGGCCUCGUCAAUGUCAGUAGCGCGACUCGCAUCGUACUCCGCGACACGGCAGAAGCUGCUCGACGCCAUGGCUCCAACAUGAAGACCAUUUGCCCCUUCUGCAUGGGCACCGCACUAUACCGCGACCACGAAAGGGAAGUCGAAAGAACGACUGUUGUAGCUAGUAGUCCAUCGACCUUUCGUCACGACGAAGAGGACGCCAUCAGAACCGAACAUCUCGGUCGAAUCCACGCCCGGAGAUCCGAGCUAGGCUACUCUCCACUAGCACAGGACACUCCUCUGAACAAUCUCACACGCGAAACUGCGGACAUCAUCCUCUUUAGCGUCGCUCUAUCCGAUCUCGAACACAUCGCCGCACUCGAAUCUACAUCUACCCCUGAAGCGAACCCAGAACCCCCAGAUGAGAGAUUCACACAACCCAUGUGGAUCCCUAUCCUCGACACCUUCACUCCACACCCCGAAGAAGCUCCUCCCAGCAUAAGAGACAUAAUGAACAAUUUCGCCACAAACUCCCCUCCCUCAAGUAACCGCCCUGCCAUACCACACCUGCCUCUCCCACCACCUCCUCCCGUCAUCAUCACCGCACCUGUACAGCAUCCUGGAUCAGUCACCCCAAAUUUCCGCGCGAGAGAAUGCUUUGCCGCUGGCACUGCCUUGGCAGCACUCGACACUGCGGCACUCGGCGAACAAUACUUUGGAAAUGAUGCAGCAUGGUAUCGCGACAAAAUUCCCUUUUUUGAGAUUUCCGACUCGGAUAUUCAAGAUGUCUAUUACUAUCGAUGGAAAAUCUUCCGCGCGCAUCAACGAGAUUUGGGCGAACGGGGCUAUGUCUCGACUGAGUUCCUGGACGAUGUGGGCUGGCAACUGGAGCCAUGGGCAACACUGAACGAUGCUACUGGUUUUCAUCUCGGAGAGGGACGAUGGCUACGAGAUCGACGCUAUUCGGACGACUACAUCCGUCACAUGUAUAAUGGCGGCAAUGAUCGUCAUUUCACCGAUUGGAUGGCAGACUCGGUGUGGCAACGAUAUCUGGUCGACGGCGACAAGGCAGCAAUCACUACACAUCUCAACGCCAUGACCAACCUCUUCACCCAGUGGAACGAUGCGUUGGACACCAGCAAGGGACUCUAUUGGCGUGAGCCACUGGCAGAUGCGACCGAGUAUACCAUCUCCAGUAUCGAUGCGUCUGGGGGCCAAGAUGGGUUUCGGGGGGGCGAAGCCUUCCGGCCCACAAUCAACUCCUACAUGUGGGCGAAUGCGAUUGCCAUUGCCAAUGUUGCCGAAUUGGCAGGCCAGAGCAGUGUAGCAUCCGACUAUCGCGCCAAAGCUGCAAACAUCAAAUCCCGAUUUCAAGCGGAUAUCUGGAACUCGACUCUCGAGCACUUUAUCGAUCGCCACCAGACGUCCAACGAAUACGUGCAAUACUACCAGCCCAUUCGUGGUCGAGAGCUCGCAGGCUAUGUCCCUUGGAUGUUCGGCAUGCCAGACAACAACGACAAAUACAACCAAGCAUGGAAACAUCUUCGAGACAGCAACAAAUUCCAAGGCUCGAAUGGGCUGCGCACGGUAGAGCCAUCGUACGAAUACUACAUGCGUCAAUACCGCUACGAAGGCAGCCGACGCGAAUGUCAAUGGAAUGGUCCCGUGUGGCCGUAUCAAACUACACAAGUUCUCUACGGCAUGGCCAAUCUUUUGAAUUCCUACAAUCAAUCCCUCAUCACCAAAAUAGACUAUCUCGAGGAACUACAGACUUAUACCCGUCUCCACACCUGGAACAACAAACUCAAUCUCGAAGAAGACUACGAACCCGACACGGCCGGUCCCAUAGUCGGUCUCGCCCGCUCUCCUCACUACUUCCACUCGGGCUACAACGACCUGAUAAUUUCCGGUCUCGUAGGCCUCCGACCGCGAGCCGACAACACCCUCGAAAUCCACCCUCUAAUCCCUUCCAAUUCCAUCUCCUAUUUCCGCCUCCAAAACCUCCUCUAUCACGGCCACAACAUCUCCAUCCAAUGGGACUCUUCAGGAAACAAAUACAACCAAGGCCCCGGUCUCCUCAUCGAAAUCAACGAACAAGUCCUCGCCACAUCCCCAACUCUAUCUCGCAUCACAGCCCAACUCCCUUCUUCUCAAGCCAACGUCCCCGCAAUCCAAAGAUCUAAAACUACCAAAUCCAUCCAACUCCAACUCGGCCAAUUCCCCCAAGGUUCCGCAUCCAGCAACACCGACCCCUCAAAUCUCCACGACGCAAUCGACGGCCGAAUCUGGUUUUGGUCCGAACUCCCCAAUGGUUGGUCUUCUUCCUCCACCCCUUCCGCUUCCACACAACAUUACACGAUAACUUUCAGCGCUGCGACAUCUCUAACGGGUUGCGAACUCGCGUUUUACGACGACGGGUCCGAGUUUGCGGUACCCGCGGAUUAUGAAAUUCUGCGGUGGGAAAAUUCUUCGUGGAUGAAAAUUGAGGGCGAAGGGGCGAGUGGGGAACGGCCGGUGGCGAAUGGGAUUACGAAUGUUGGAUGGAGGGAGUUGAGGACGGAGAGGUUGAGGGUGCAGUGGAGACAGGAGGCGGGGAAGAGGACGAGGUUGGUGGAGUUUAAGGCUUUUUAA
Molecule: messenger RNA, 4155 nt
Organism: Sphaerulina musiva SO2202
Lineage: Eukaryota; Fungi; Ascomycota; Dothideomycetes; Mycosphaerellales; Mycosphaerellaceae
Exons: 4
Coding region: 1174-4155 (993 amino acids)
Biological process (GO): carbohydrate metabolic process
Source: RefSeq, a predicted model, not a curated record